AUGGAUUUCAUGAUUUCGCAUUUCUGCGAUGAGCAGAACCAUCAGCCACUUUAUAAAACUAGGUUUGUUUGUGUGCUUGUGAAAGGCAUAACGUUUCCGUUUCUAGAAAGCAAUCAAUUUCGGAUAACAAUAAGGCGGGUCCGACUCUUCUGAGCUCCUCUCUUCCCACAAACGACGAGUGCUCCGACUCAGAUGCCGAGAACAGACUUCCACCGGAGACUGAGCUCGGAAAUAUUGAGUACAAAGCGAAACUCGUGAACCCGACGACGUCCAGAAUACAGCACCUGAUCACUCAGAUGAAAUGGCGGCUGCGGGAGGGUCAAGGAGAGGCGAUCUACGAGAUUGGAGUGGAGGACGGCGGAGCAAUGUCCGGACUGACAGACGGAGAGCUCAAAGCCUCACUGCACACUCUAAGAACGAUGGCUUUGGCACUGGAUGCGAGCAUGGUUGUGCUCACAGAAAAAGACGUGACGGUCAAGGGUUCGGGGCUCAGAAGAACUGUAGUCGAGGUGCUCGUUCGCAAGGUUCCGGAGAGCCAGCAGUUCAUCGAAGUUCGUCUCGCAGUACUCGGCGGUUGUGAUGUGGGAAAAUCGACGUUGUGUGGAGUGCUCACGCAGGGAAUUCGGGACGACGGAAAUGGAAAAGCGAGAAUCGGAAUAUUCCGGUACCCGCACGAGGUCCGAACCGGAAAGACCAGCUCCGUGUGCAACGACGUCAUCGGAUUCGACAAUCGUGGAAAGGUGGGCAGUGCGCUGAUUCAAUCAAUUUUCAAACAUUUUUCUUGCAGUUGGUGAACUACGCAAAGAACAGUCUUGAAGAGAUGGUCGAGAAAUCGUCGAAACUAGUAACUCUAAUCGAUUUGGCCGGUGACGCGAAAUACCAGAAAACGACGAUUCACGGUCUGACUGGCUACACACCACACUUUGCGUGUCUCGUAGUCGCCGCCGAUCGCGGAAUCACCUGGGCCACAAGGGAACAUCUUGGCCUCAUUGCCGCACUGAACAUUCCCACGUUCGUUCUCAUAACCAAAAAGGAUUUGGUGGAGCCGGAUCGCCUCAAACAGAUUUGUAAGGACGUCUCGAUUUUAUUGAACAGGGCCGGAUUGAUGGCUCGCGGGAAAAGGGUGAAAAGGAAGCGAGACGCGGUGAAAGCGGCUCAGGAAUUGUGCUCCGGGAGCAUCGUACCAUUGCUUGCGGUCAGCUCAGUGAGCGGAGAGGGCUUCCGAAUCCUGCGAACUCUUCUGAACUGCCUCUCUACCGCCGGCACCAUGAAAUCACGCCUCGAUCUUGUCACUCUCCCCGCUUUUUUCACCAUAGAAGAGCUUUAUAACGUGCCGCACGUGGGCCAGGUCGUCGGCGGAAUGCUCUCGGAAGGACAGCUUCACGAAGGAGCCGAUGUUCUCGUUGGCCCUUUGAAAGACGGUAGCUUCGAGAAAGUGGCCGUCGGAUCGAUAAGAAGAAGCCGGCAGGCGGUGGCUUGCGUGAAUCCCGGAGAAGCGGCCUCGAUUUCACUGAAUCUUCCAGACGGCAUCAUUCUGAGAAGAGUUAGUAAUGGAAAGGGGGACGAUGUCUGAAUUGAAUAUUUUCAGGGAAUGGUGCUCACAAGUGUCAUCGCUCCACCGCCUGUCUGCUACGAAUUCACCGCCAAUCUGCUGCUACUGUGCCAUUCUACCAAGCAAAUUUGUGAGGGAUUCCAAGCCACAGGUAAAUAAAGAGUGUAUAAGUAGCAACAAAAAUGAGAAAUAUUUCUUUUUCAGUCUUCAUCGGCUCGGUCUGCGCAACGGCAACAAUCACCCAGAUUACGGACUCGGAUUACAUGCGUCCCGGCAAAUGGUCGAUCGUCCGAAUGUGCUUUGCCUAUCAGCCAGAAGUAAUCCGCGAAGGAUCGCCAAUCAUUCUUCGUCAAGGAAAAACGAAAGGAAUGGGCGAAGUGCUCAAAGUGGAUCCAGUUGCCUAA
Molecule: messenger RNA, 1956 nt
Organism: Caenorhabditis sp. 36 PRJEB53466
Lineage: Eukaryota; Metazoa; Nematoda; Chromadorea; Rhabditida; Rhabditidae
Source: the annotation of a GenBank genome assembly